AAAUAAAAGCGUCGGGGCGUGAAUCUGCUCUGACAGCUCAGACUGAGGAGGAAGAGGAAGAGGAGGAGGAGGAGGAGUGUCGGUGCCGCGGCUUGGUCAGUCGGUAAACAGUCGGUAAACAGUCGGUAACGGUCGGUGAGAUGCUGCUUCAGCUCGGCGCUGCUGUAUAAAGUCAACACAAUGUCCAGACAACAAGUCAGAUGUUGGACGAUUCUGCAAAACCUCGAAUCACUUCCAGUGGCUACAACACGAUGUCUACAAUCACUGUUAGUGUAAAACAGAAAGUGUUUGAAGCUGCUGAGACGUGUUGGUCUUAUAAAAAGCAGUCAGCCCAUUUGUGUUGUCAAGUUGCUCUUUCACAGUUUUCAGGUCAUGUGACUUCUCGUGGAGGAUGGGCAGUCUGCGUUAAGCUAGCUUCCAGUGGACAGGAGGUCUAAGGUGAGACUAGGGAUCAUGGGAGAUGGAGGACCCCUGCAGACUGAGGGGAACGCCCUCCUCAAAGCCGUCUUCCAGGGGAAGCUGAGGCUGACCCGCCUGCUGCUGGAGGGCGGCGCUUACAUCAACGAGGGCAACGAGCGUGGAGAGACUCCCGUCUCAGCAGCCUGCUUAGCGAGUUACGACGACCCGCAGACCCGGCAGAGGAUGGUGAGGUACCUGCUGGAGAAAGGUGCCGAUCCGAACAUCCCCGACAAGAGUGGGAGGACGGCGCUGAUGCACGCCUGUGCUGAGCAGGCGGGAAAGGAGGUGGUCUCACUCCUGCUUGAGAACGGAGCUGAUCCCAGCCUCAAAGACUACUCCGGCUCCUCCGCCCUUGUCCACGCCAUCAACAAGGGAGACCGCGACACUCUGCAGGUGCUGCUGGAUGCCUGCAAGGCCAAAGGCAAGGAAGUGAUCAUCAUCACCACUGACACGUCUCCGUCAGGCACCAAGAAGACCAAGCAGUACCUCAACUCCCCCCCCUCGCCGGGCAUUGUGGACAAACUGUCUCCGGCCUGCAUGUCUCCCUCCGAGGUGGAGAUCGGCACCUCGGAGGGCAAAGACAAGGAGGGGAUCUUCAGCUUCGCACUCACCUCGGCUUUACCUUUACCUUCAGCUCGACCUCCAGGAGAAAAGAGACCGCCGCCACGCAAGCUGCUGAAGAGGCUGAACUCUGAGCCCUGGGGCUUGGUGGCGCCCUCGGUGCUGAGCGGGGUUACUCAGGAGAGGGUUGACGGAGGUCUGGAGGAGGAGGGCGGCUGCGACCUGAGCCGGACGAUCGCUGAGAUUAACGGCCUGUCCAUUACAGAACCAGUGAGACCUCUGUUGUCACGGCGACACAGCAUCGAGACCCAUGACCCCUGUUCCCCCAAACUCAUCGACCGGUCCUGCUCCGAGGACUGCGCAGCCCUCUCUGGUUCCUCCUGGGCCGACAAAGUCCAGCAGCACCAGAUCCUGUACCGCAGGAACACAGCCCCUGAGUCCCAGGAGAAUGCCGGGGGACCUGGGGCAGUCGCAGCCCGGGCCCUAGCUCACCCCAAACUGACCCGGAUGGAGCACUAUGAGUCGGACACCCACCUCAGCCCAGAGUCUAUCCCUGGAUCUCCGGACUCUGGUCGGGUGUCUGUGGAGCGGAGGAGGUACAACGCCUCCCCCCUCUCCCUGGUCACCAGCUCCUCCAGGGAGUCUUUGGAGAACAUCCCCAACUCGGUGUCCCCCAUUACCAUGCGCAGACGUCCCCCAGGGCUCCUGGAGCGCCGGGGCUCCGGGACCCUCCUGCUGGACCACAUCUCCCACACCAGGCCCGGCUUCCUGCCUCCACUCAACAUCAACCCCCAGAGACCCAUCCCCGACAUCCGGGCCAACGGCAAGCCCACCUCCCCUGUCCACUCCGGGCACAAGAUUCUGGUCCCCGUGGCCCCUGCCUCGCCCAAACGGGGCCCCGACUUCAAGAUGAAGAAGAAGCUGAUGAGGAGACACUCGAUGCAGACAGAGCAGAUGAAGCAGCUCUCCACCUUCCAGGAGAUCCUGGCCGAGAAGGUCAUCGAGUCUAACGGGGAUUGAUGACAGGAGGUGUGAGGGCAAGGCAUGAUGGGUAACUGCAGAGACUUCUAAGGUGGUGACUUACUGUGAAGCUUCUCCAUUAGAUCAUCACCUCACUGAUAAACUCUGUGACACAUUUAAAACCACAUUCUGGUAUUUAUGGAGCGCUGCACCAACAAGGAUUUUAUUAAACUGAAAAAGGGUUCAAUUAGAGUUUAGUUAAACUUGUAUUAACUUUAUGAAACCAUUUUUAAAUUUGAGCUGCCUGUCAUAAUUUUAACUACAUUCUCUGGUUCUGAGGUUAAUGUUAGCUUAGUUUAAUGGUUUAAACUAAUAUAAAUUUCAAAGUAACAAACAAAAAGAGAAAUCUAGAAGUGAUGCUUCAAAAGGUAAACUUUUAACUAGAACCAACUUUUGUCCUUCUUCUUGAACCAUCACGGCUUCAUGCAGUUACAGUUAAGACACCAAAAUGAAAAACUAAACAACAAUUAAACACAAACUGUUGUCUCUCUACAAAGUUAACCAGCUCUAAGACUUAUGAGUUUAUUUUCUUUUUGUGAUGCAACAUAAUAAACACAGCAUUAAUUUAUUUUCUGUUCAUGGUAACAGUUGUAAAUAUUAGAAUUCAACACCUUCUCAUCACUUAUUUCUAAAAGCUAAACGUUUUUCAGAUCGGUAAGAGAAGUUUGUGAUUUAACUGAUUUGAGCAGGUAAAAGUUUUUGUGGGUGCUCCUCUCCUGUUUCCUCUGCUGAACCACGGGAAGCUUUCUGGGUUAAAACGUUUACAACAUAUUCCUGAUGCUUCCUCUGAACCAUCCUCAAUCAUUUACUUACUUCAGUUAAAAACUGAUGAAACUACAAACAAAAGUAAUCUGACUUGUUAGAUGUUUACAGAUGCACAAUUUGCACUGCGGUCGUGUCUAUUUUUCUCAUGGUGACAGAUGAAAACAUGAACCUUCUGCUGGACCUGAAGAUUUACUGAUGAAACUGAUAUCUGAAGGUCGGCUCUGAAAACAAACUGUCCUCUUUUCAUUAAUUAAGCUAACGUAUUUAUUUGAAUCCAUUUAUAAGAUCCUGUUCUGAUUGAAAAAGUGUGAAACUACCUACUGCGCUGUAUGUACUGUAAUUAUCUACACACUAGUCAAUAUAAUAGUUGGUAUUUCUGUGUAAAUGAUCCUGAGUUCCUCUGAAUGAAUUGUCUUUAUUUUACAGUUCAGAGGGAUGUUUGAACGUCCGUCCUGUUUCUGUAGUUUAACAGUUUUCACAACACUGAGGUGAUAUUUUGAUCUAAUUUGUUUUGAGAUGAAGUUAAAUGAAAGUAGUUUUCUUGUUUAUGAAAUUCCAAAGAAGUUGUGUGGAAGAUUUGAACCAAAACCUGCUGAGACUGUAAAUACUGUAAAGAUGGAUCUGUAUGAACCUGUACUGUAAUAUCAACCCUGAAGCACUUCAUCUGGUUCAACAUAAGGGGGUGCUGAAGGACAGUUAAAGGAACAGUCCCACGUUUUCUGUGUCCUGUCCAGAGGCAGAGGAGAAGACGGAUAUAAAAGUUUCAUCAUACAGAGAAAGGUUCAGGAUGGGGUUAGCCUAGCUUAGAGUCUCUGUGACGUAGUGACGACUCACAUGGCUAGUUGGUGAACUACUGUAGCUGGCGAGCUAACUGCUAACAUGCUAACACCAAUCAGUCAUAAUAUCUCUUUGAGCGUCUUUCCCUUUCCUCUCUACUGUUCUGUUUACUUUCCCUGACAUUUAGCUCAUUAUUUCAUUCAAAAAAGUUCUCUACGCUAACAAGUUUGCUAAUGAUCAGUUAGCUAGUUAGCUUAGUUUGGUGGCUAACAGUAUAAUAAGUCUCCACAAUUUAUUAACAGUAAAUUGACAGUUGUAUUAGUAUGAUGUCCUCCUGUCUCCUAACUGUUGGAUGGUGACACACAGCUAAUAAGCUACGAUAGCUUCCUCCAUUUUCGACUUUCCGGCUUUCCAUCCACUCAGAGGUCAGCUUUGUCAGGACGGCUUGUUAUUGGUCAACAGGAUGAAUUCACAUGUCAAAGUGCAGAUUUACUUCCCCCUGCAAGUGAAUCUACUGAUCAUAGUUAUUCCAUUAGAAUUAAUUUAAUUAGCUGUGAAAUUUCAGUGUUUUGAAUGCUGGUGUGACGGAGUCUUAACAACACUGGUGCAAUCUCUGCUCCCGGCAGCGCUUGGUCCACAAAUAGCUCCACCGCUAACUGCUGCUAAAACCACAAUGUCUCUUCUUCACAUUUUGGUUUCAACACCUGUUCAAUACACAACCACAACAUGGAGAUCACACUGGAGUUGUUGGAAGGAGAUUUUUUUCUCCUUUGAUGGAGCUAAGCUAGCUGCCAGCUACUGCUAGUGUUAACAUUUAUCAAAUUGUGUAUAAAAGUCACAGCACAAGCUAAGACUGCUGUAAAAAAAAAAUUAAUAGGGACAAGCAGCAUGAGCCUCAAAUAAAUUUAAAUUUUAGAUCCGACUGAAACUAAACACAAAAAUUUGCCCCCUGGAUUAUCUAUUGUUGCUAACUGCACAAGGCAACUUGAUGGCUAAACAAGGUUUGUGCUAAGCUAGGCUAACAGUUCCCCCCUGCUUCCAGUCUUUGUGCUAAGCUAGGCUUACAGCUUCCCCUUGCUUCCGGUCUUGGCUAAGCCUAUCCUGGACCUCUCACAGAGAUGAAACUGAUCUGAAACGUAACUGAAGAAGAACAAGAUUUACAGAAAUGUUAGUGUUUUUAUAAAGUUUCAAUGAAAUGAACGUCUCUGAAUCAAGUAUUGUUGAUCAAAUUUGACUGCGACUAAAAUGUUUUUAGGGAAUCAUCCUGUUGACACACACUUGACAAGUUAAUUGGACCCUUUCUGAUUAAAAAAAUUAAGAACUAAACAGUUUAAACUCGUCCUAAAUUAAGGGCUGACUGUGUAUCAGUCAGAAGUUUGUGAAUAAUUUCGUCCUGAUUAAGUGACCUGCUGAGUCAGCAGGUGAACUUCCUUCAGUCUCACAGGUUCAGUUUGUGAUUCAUUUCUGACCGACGAGUGUGUUUGGUUUUAUUUUGACAGGCAACAACAGAGAGUCUGUCCUUCUUCUUAUUAGGGCAUGUGUAUGACAUCACCUGUGACACGUCUGAAGAGGGAGAAGCUACAGCUCAAACUGUUGAGGUAAACAGGUACACCUGUCUGCUGCAGCUGAGACACUUUCUACUGAUGCAUUUAAUCUGUAACUGAUCCAGCUCGAACCAGUUUAAACCAGUGUGGUCCAGUUUGAACAGGUCAGAUCCAGUUUGAUCCACUUUAAACCAGUUUAAAACAGUCUGAUCCAGUUUGAUCCAGACUAAAAUUCAAACUGGUUUAACUGUAUCAGACUGGUUUAAACAGGAUCAUACUGGAUCAGACUGGUCUGAUUGAUGGACCUUGUUGUUGUUCGUAGAUACUUGAAAUUUAAACUAAAUCAAAGUAUUUUUGUAAGCCUGUUAGCAGAUAGAAACAUCUCUCUAAUGAAUCUGUGAUAUAUUUUUCUUCUUUCACUCUGAUUGUAACUCAAACUGUGGAAUAAAAACAUUUGUUUCAUGUUCAACUCUCAAA
Molecule: messenger RNA, 5603 nt
Organism: Siniperca chuatsi (mandarin fish)
Lineage: Eukaryota; Metazoa; Chordata; Actinopteri; Centrarchiformes; Sinipercidae
Product: ankyrin repeat domain-containing protein 34A
Exons: 3
Coding region: 454-2040 (528 amino acids)
Molecular function (GO): protein binding
Source: RefSeq, a predicted model, not a curated record